CUUGAUUAGCCAAUGGCAUUGCCGUUACAGAAAUAGAUCGAAGCAUGCGCCAUGACACUUGCCCUUGCAGCUGGGCGGGGGGUUCGAUUUGGAGGGAGGCUGAAAAAUGUCUACGUCUGCAUCCUUUUGAGAGGCAUUUUUUCUGCAGGAAAACUCUGAAUAUUCAAAUUCAUGGGAAAACAUUCAAAGCACAGGCAACUGAAGACUUUGAAGAAGCUACCAUCUGAUUCUGACCCUUGCAAGCAGAGGAAAGCAAUCCUCAAGGUGUUUCGGAAACACCAAGACACCUUAGCUUGUACUUCUAUCUCCAACACAAGAAAGGACUCAGACACACGUCACAGAAAAAAGAGGAGAGGAGAAGUAAAAAGUACUGACACUUCUGUAGGCACAGUGGAAGCUAACAAGAUGGAUACAAGAACCGCUCAAAGGACUCGUCACAGAAGGACCAGAGGCAGAAGCAAGAGUGCCGACCACAGCCAAAGGAAGGUUGACCGUCAAGAAAAGGCUGAAUUCAAGAGGAGAACCAGAGCUUUAAACGAUGCUACAGAAAGAGCUAAGAUGGAGAGAUCAGCAUUGAAGGAUGUCAACCAAGGCAACAAUGUGGCACUCAUCACACGGAGUAGGUUAACUCAGAAGAUCGGUAUCUUCAACAAAGGCAAGAGGUCUGAAGCCAUCCACCGUGAGGGGAUUCACAUCUCUAAGGAGACCCAUGCCAAAGCUGAAGAAGACAUGAGGAAGAUUUUGGAUUUGUCAGAUGCAGAGCUAAGUAAACCUGUUAGGCUACAAGAUCUGGAGUACAGUCCUGCACAGAACAGGUAUCAGAACAUGCCACAAAGUCCAGGUCCAUCUCUCAACCCUCUCUACACUCCUGUUAUCAACCAGGUGAAAACAUCCACCCCAGCAUCUGUAGUAAUGUCUUCAGCAAUGGACAUUGAGCCCAUCACCCCAGCCAGCACUUCAAAAGAACCCAUCAUGCUUCCAGAAAAACCAUCCUUCUCCAAGAUUUCAGCCAACUUACUGUCGUCACUGCAGCCUGAAAAGAUUUUCAUUGGUAGAAGGUACUUCAAUGAGAUCCAACAGGAACUUUGUCAACUAAUGAGAAAGCAGCAUAGCUUCCUAGUGCAUGCAGAAAAGGGAAAGAUCAAAACUCCAGAUUCUGCAAAAGUGACGGCUAAGCACCAAACAUCUGAGGAAAGGCCAGAGGUUUCUAGUAGUGCUGUCUCACAGCUUUUUGCUGUAAAACAACAUGUAUCUUAUGAGUCACAGAAAAAUGUCCCAACUGAAAAUGGUCAGGAGGAAGCUCCUAUGGAAGUUGAUGGUAUGCAGCCUGCCAAUCAGAAGUCUCGUUAUAUCAACCACAGACAAGAAGAAGACAAGUUCUGCUUAGCCAACCAACACAUCCAGAUCCCUGUACACCCAGCCCAGCAGCCCUCAGCACCAGCUAGUCCAGUUUUCUUCCCUUCUUGGCACACCUAUGCUGACCUCCAUCCUCAGGCCCCCCACCCGCAGCUGUGUGUGGAGCCAGGCUAUGUGGAGCAGGGUUACCGCAGUAUGGACAUUAUAGACUACCUCGACUACCAGCUGCCCAAUGGAAACACCUUACUCAACUACCAACAAGACAGCAGGGCACAGGGUAGUCUAGUACAUCAAGGGUUUAGGUCGGAGUACAAAGGUCAAGAGGUAAGGUCAGACUCACCACCAUGGCUGCAGCAUCAGCACCGGUUGCCAUGGAAACCUGUAGAGGACACGCCCAGCCCACGCCUCUAUCCCAUGAAGCUCUACUAACAUGGUUCUGAUAUUUUCUGUAAAUCUUUAUGUCACAACACCAAGUGACAUCUUUCUAAGAGCAUAUGACAUCAUCUACCUCAGUAGAGAGGUUUAGACAAGAGUCACUGUGAAGUUGAUGUGGGCUGUGGUACAAGGUUUUGGGCUCCAUCUUACUAGAUCCACAAAGUUGUCGGGUCAUAGUAUGUGAUCUUGUUUUCAUAGACAUAAAAUGCUCAGAGUUUGAUAUGUGCAAUACCUGGAGCUGCACAUACCUGUAGUUUGCCUAUUAUUUGUAUUAGAAGAACCAGCCAUCACAGACAUUCAGAGCUUUACUGGUAUUUGGAUUUGGGUUUCAGAUUUUUCUUGGCUGUUCUGAAAGGUACAUGUACAUGUACAUGUAUCAAGGCAGCUGUCUGAAACACAGUUUUCUAAUGGUUUAUCCCAGGUCCUAUUCAACUAUUUAUGUUUUACUCAACCUUUUGCAAGAACAAGUGUUACCUGCUGGGCAGGGUAACAUUCAUGACUUUAACUUAUUGACUUAAAUAUUAACUUAUCCAGUGCAGAAAUGGAAAACACUGAUAUUAGCAGAGGUUAUACUUGGUGUUCAUCAAUACGAUUGACAGUAUUGUUAUACAGUAAUACCAUUGUGCCAUAUUCAGGAACUGUAUGAAAUAUGGCUGUAACUUUUAUUGCUGACAGUGUAUUUAUUUGAAGGAUUCAUUUCCACAAAAAGGCUUAGAUUGGAUCAUCUGUCAUUCCAAUAACUACCUCUUAAGACGGAGUGUCUUUCUGUGAAAAGAACUAUAGCUGGUUAUGAGUUCAUGCCAGUGUAUGUCACAGAAACAGUAAAACCCCAGGUUUGUGUGUUACUAGUACUCAUCACAAAGUACUUAAUACUGUGAAUACAUAAUUAAAUCAAGUUGUUCUGACCACUGA
Branchiostoma belcheri (Belcher's lancelet) is the source of this 2703-nucleotide messenger RNA. RefSeq lists its product as uncharacterized. Lineage: Eukaryota; Metazoa; Chordata; Leptocardii; Amphioxiformes; Branchiostomatidae. The transcript is spliced from 3 exons. Bases 172 to 1785 code for a protein of 537 amino acids. The record is from RefSeq and is a predicted model, not a curated record.